AUGGUGGCCCAAAACCUUCCAGUGCUUGAAGAGAAGACUGAGAUCAGCACCGCAUCGGACAAAAACUUCAUCUACUUGAAUCUUGCUUCCAUCUUGGCGUCAGGCUACUAUCCUCAUCCAGGCAUCCUCGCCGCGGCAGUACCUCCUUCUACACCCGAGUUGGACGAGGCAAGAAGACGCUUGGAAGCUUGGCGUCUCGUGGAACGUACCGAAGAUUCUUCGGUCAUUCACCCACGCUUCAACCCGACAUCAUCAUUGGACCAGGCUAUAUCCACCUACGUCACGAUGGAGUCGAACAUACACUCACUCAUACUGCUGGGACUUGUGAAGCCAGAAAUGCCGCCCCGCGUCCAGCGGGUCCUCGUAGAUAUAGCCGCGCUGGUCUCGCAAGGCCUCACAUCGUUCUUUAACCUUAGCACGACAGGGGGUCAACGAGAUCACAGGAUGACUGUGCAGAGCCUUGGAGAAACGGCUGGCUUCGCGAGAAAACACUGCCACAAGGGCCUGUUGUGGCAAGCCCUGGCUUACCUGCACAGUUUCAGCAAGACUACACUGCGGGGUGAAUCCGGCCGUGUUCAACCACCGAACAAAGUUCUAGACGAGGCUGUCCGAUACUACGAGCUCAAAGAGGUGAUCAAACGUGCGGGCUACAUGAGCAGUCUGCUGAAGAUCCCCUUUGCGCACGAGGCACACCUGCUGUCUGACGAAGAGUUCCCCAAGGUCGAGGAACUCGUCGCAGCGGCAUUCGCCUUCAACUUCAUGAGGGUGGCUGUGGAGCAGGUCGGCUACUUUGCGCGGGACAUCACCUCCGAUGUGGUCCUGGAAAAGGAGGCAGACGGCGAGGCUGUCGACUGGGAUGUCCUCAAGAAAGAGGCCAAGGAUGGCGGAGAUCUCCAGGUCAUGGCCAUGUACACCGACUUGUGGAUGGACGUCGUCGAAGACGACCUCAAAGUCUACCGCGCCAUCGGGACUACGGCUAUCUCGAACUCGGCCUUCUGCAAUGGAUUCAUGGACCUCGGAAUCGAGCACUACGGAUCGCUGCUUCCUCCCGUCAGGCCUGACUGUCGUUCUCUCGUGCCAAGGGGCUGA
Messenger RNA from Diaporthe citri, 1089 nucleotides. RefSeq lists its product as uncharacterized. The transcript has a single exon. The record is from RefSeq and is a predicted model, not a curated record. The coding region runs from base 1 to 1089 and encodes 362 amino acids. Lineage: Eukaryota; Fungi; Ascomycota; Sordariomycetes; Diaporthales; Diaporthaceae.